AUGGCCAGCCGAAAAGCUUUGAUUAAUGUCCACCGGAUCAUCCGCUCCGCCGCGGUGGUUGGUCGGAGCUCCGUCAGUCCUGCCGUCUCAAGCCGAGCGUAUCCUAUUUCCCGGAAUGGAGUGAAUUUGGGGCCGAGAUUCUUCUGCGGAAACACAACGAGUGCACAGAAUUUUGAUAUUGAUCUCUCUAACGAAGAGAAUAGGAGGAUAACGAUCAACAGAUUGUUGUAUAGGAGCAAGCAACGAGGGUUUCUGGAACUUGAUCUGGUUUUGGGAAAUUGGGUUGAGGAGAAUGUCAAUUCCAUGGACGAAACCACUGUCAAAUCCCUAAUUCAUGUCUUGGAUUUGGAAAAUCCUGAUCUCUGGAAAUGGCUAACUGAUCAGGAACAGCCUCCAGAGGCAGUGAGCUCAAAUCCGGUAUUUUCGGCGUUGCACGAGAAAGUAAUGAAGAAUCUGAACAAGCAUGCAGCGCCAGAGACUCGUGCAGCAGCUGGACAGCCUUGGGUCAAAGGCUGGGACGAUUUCAAGAGAGGCCGUGAUGCUCCCAUUUCAGGAAACCAGUAA
This is a messenger RNA of Arabis nemorensis, 564 nucleotides long. The record is from the annotation of a GenBank genome assembly. Lineage: Eukaryota; Viridiplantae; Streptophyta; Magnoliopsida; Brassicales; Brassicaceae.